Portunus trituberculatus (swimming crab) is the source of this 1648-nucleotide messenger RNA. RefSeq names its product monocarboxylate transporter 12-B-like. The record is from RefSeq and is a predicted model, not a curated record. Gene Ontology annotation, molecular function: monocarboxylic acid transmembrane transporter activity. The transcript is spliced from 6 exons. The coding region runs from base 5 to 1648 and encodes 547 amino acids. NCBI's taxonomy places the organism in Eukaryota, Metazoa, Arthropoda, Malacostraca, Decapoda, Portunidae. Gene Ontology annotation, biological process: monocarboxylic acid transport; transmembrane transport.
GUAGAUGAAGGACCCGUGCUACAAAGAGGAGUUCGUCGUCCUGUCGCAGGAGGCGGUUCGGGGAUGGGACAAAUAUGAUAAAGGCGAAGAAAGCAGUGAUGAUUGGCUGUCGGAAAUAGAUGAAGUGAAUGCUUACGAUGACAAAAGAAACGAAGUUUUUGAUGACGGUUGGGGUUGGGUUGUCACAUUCGCUUCUUUCGUGAUUUAUACAUUGGCCUCCACGUUUACUAACUGUUUCGGCGUGCUGUUCUCUGCGUUUCUACUGGAGCUACACACAACAUCUACAAAGAUCUCCGAAAUCUUCAACUUGGCACUCGCACUCUCUAGCAUGUUCAGCUUUCUUGCGGAGCCAUUGGUGAAUCAGUUUGGGUGGAGGAAAGUCACCUUCAUCACCAGUCUAGUAUAUAGUGUGGGCCUAGCAUCAUCUUCGUUCGCUACUUCCGCUUCAUUCUUCUUCCUUUUUGCAAUGAUGACAUCAGGUACGUGUAUCCUGAUUCUUGAGGUCAUCGCUCAACACACUGUCUCCAUAUAUUUUAGAAGGCGGAGGCGCCUCGCAACAUGCAUUGUGACUUUGGGUACAUGUGCAAGUCAGGUGCUGAUGACGCCAUUCAUUUCAUACCUGCAGGAAAAAUUCAGCUUCAGAGGUGCCACUCUUAUAGCGGCUGCCACUGUUCUCAAUUGUUGCGUGGCUUCCAUGUUCCUCCACCCUGUUGAAUGGCACAUGAAAGGGCAUCACUUAUACCUUAAUAAAAACAUGGAGGUGCCUGUUACCUUGUCACUCCAGCCUAAUAAAGCAUCCUCUGCCCCUAAUUCUUUUGUAAGACUCCUCAAAGGAUCCAUGAAGAACAUCCAGUACCUCAGAUCACCACGUAUCAUCAUCAUCUCAUUAGUGAUGGCUUGUAACACCAGCUCGUUAGUUAACAUCUGGGCAAUUGUUCCUUUCGCUCUCAAAACUCAAGGCUAUUCAUCUCAAGACGUGGCACUGUGUCUUUCGGUGGCUGGACUAUGCAAUUUGGCCUCCAGGUUAGGCAAUGGCGUCGUUAGUUGCUGGGCGACAUUCACUAUCCAAAAGCUAUACAUCAUCGGUUCUGCUACCUCUGCAAUCGGCAUUAUUGGUUUUUGUUGGGGAAGUGAUCUUUUCUGGAAGACGACAAUGUUUGGAUUGUGUGGGCUCGGCAACGGUACCGUAUCAACACUGUACAGCCUUGUGGCGUUGGAAGCAGCAGGUCUGGAAAUGCAGUUGCCAGUGCUUAGUCUCGUGGGCCUCGUUACUGCCUUCUGGUUUCUACUCGUGGAUCCGCUCACAGAUGGCAGUCACUGCAGGCCCUCUAAAGAUAAUUCUCCUGCCUCUGACAAACCUACAUGUACUUACUGCACACACUUCUUCACUGCAAAAAAAAAAAAAAAGGCAAAUCCUAUUACAGCAUCGGAGUCCAUUUCUGGGGGGGAGGAGCAAAAAAUGUCCCCAGGUCGGACUGCUCUUCAGGAAGCUGAGCAGAACUGCCUGGAUGAUGAGAGCAGUUAUAACUCACUCCGCAGUCGCAGUCACUCCGUCCCAAGCCCACUACAGCCAGGCGUUGGCGCCGACUUAUAUGACCCGCAGUGGCUGCUAUCCCGCGCUGUCACCACUACCACGUCACUUAUUUAA